UUUUCCGUCACCCGUGCGCGCAUUACGCCAUCUUGAAAUUACAGCCGCAAUUUGUCACAAAUAAAAAGCACAACUCUUUUUUUGCCGUUACCACCACGGUGUCUAAUAUGCACGGAUCUCGGAACAAAACAGCGCCAUCGGUUGGCAAGGGACACUCAGACACAGACACCGGAUCGGAGUCAAACCACAGGGACAGGAAAGCCGGCGGAGGGAUGUUAAAGAAGCUGAAGUCGAGGCGCAGUCAGACGGAUAAGUGGCCUGUGGUCACCGAGGAUGAACUCAGGGCACUAGGAGGAGAUAUUUCUCCCGAUCAUGUAUUGGGACUCCGGGCUGUUACGGAAGACUAUCUCUGCAAACCUGAAGACAAUAUCUACAACAUUGACUUCACCCGCUUCAAGAUCAGAGAUCUUGAGACCGGAACAGUACUAUUUGAGAUCGCAAAACCUCCCAAUACUGGUCCUGCAGAGGCUGAGGAAGGGAGUGGAGAUGUUGACGUCAGUGCCGGCCGUUUUGUAAGAUAUCAGUUCACAGCAGCGUUUUUGAAACUACAAACUGUAGGUGCAACGGUGGAGUUCACAGUAGGCGACCGACCCAUUAACAGCUUUCGUAUGAUUGAGAGGCAUUACUUCCAGGGUCGUCUACUCAAGAACUUUGACUUUGACUUCGGGUUUUGUAUCCCCAACAGCCGCAACACAUGUGAACACAUUUAUGAGUUUCCGCAACUUCCAGAUGACCUCAUUCGACAAAUGGUGGAGCACCCUUAUGAGACCAGAUCAGACAGUUUCUACUUUGUGGACAACAAACUCAUCAUGCACAACAAGGCAGACUAUGCCUAUAAUGGUGGUCAGUGAUACCUGAUGGAGGACAGCUUUGCAAUACCCCCCAGAAGAGGGAUUUUUUUUCUCUCCAUUAAACUUUUCAGUUAGUUUUUUUUUUAAUGACACAAAAAAAAACAUUUUUUUCAUCAGCAGACUCAACAUCCCACAGCUAAUCAAUCUGUUAGGAAUUUUGGCACUAUGUGGAAAUUGUGGGUAGAGUGUGUCCCACAAGUGACAAACUCUGGUUUGUGCACUGUUUCCCUUUUCGUUUGCGUCUCUGCUGGAAAGGGACGAUCACAGACCUCUUGGCUCUGUUACAACUUAAUUUGCUGUAGAGAAGUCAUGUUAAAAUGCUUUAAAGGGGACCUAUUAUGCUUUUUCCACUUUUCUGGCCUAUAAAUGUAGUUAGAAUGUUGUAGUGUUAAAAUAUGCCAAAGUUUCAGAUAAUGAGGUUUGCGCAAGUGAGCCCUGAAAGAUGUUUGGGAUGGCCCAAAACGCUCAGUUUCAAAAGGCGUGGUUAAACAGUUCCUUUGUGAUGUCACAGAGGGGCGACUUCCCUAUAUGGUUCGUAGUUAGGAAGCACUUUGGGAGUGUGACCAAUCACAGCGGAGUGAGCAUACCCAGAGGCGGGCUGUGAAUGGAAUAAAUUAAAACAGGCUGCUUUGGCAGGAAGCACAAAGCAAAGGAAAUAGAGCUGGAAUGGGUGUAUAUUCUGGAAGAUCAAGAACGUUUUCUGUGCAGGUUAUUGUGUGUCGCUGCUCUAUAGGAGACCACACAAAAGGUCAAAAAAUGAGCACAAUAGGUCCCCUUUAAACUACCUUCUCAAGUGACAAUUGCUUCCCUUAAGGAAUAAGAAGCAGUUAGUAGAACUUGUAAAGUAUUGUUCUUUUUAAAUAUUCAUUUAUAUCAGUUUGGCUGGUACUAUUGUGUCACUUAUUUAAGAUGGGUGUGCUUCAUAUAACCUUGUUUAAAAGACUUUCUUGUCCUGAAAAAAAAUAACACAUUUGGUUGGAUAGCUGAAACCAAUGGACAUAGUCAUUUCUGGUUUGAUUGUAUUCAUGAUUAUUUUUGCAAGAUUCAUUUUAUUUUCCUAUUUAAAUAAUAUAAAUACACUUUCUCUUAUUCCCACCCUGGCAAUGAUUAGUAUAACAACAAGAGCUGCAAAAUAAUAAGUAUAAUUUUGACGAACAACAAAUUAUUUUAUGAUUUGGACUUCUUUUUAGCAUCUGUUACAACAUCAACUUCAUGUGCCUUUUAGCCCGUUGCUGGGAAACAACGACAUUCACAUACGAGAGAAGACUGCAGAGAGGUGCUGCUUACAUCCAGUCUGAUAGGAAUAUAUUUUAUAUAUGCUCUCUUAUGCAGGACCUCUGUGUGGGGAAAGGAAAAUGAAUUAAAUAUGUUUCAUAAACUCACUGACUGAUGUAAAGAUGUGCUGCUGUAAUAACAUGUGCUAGUUCAGAAACAGUAGUAUGUAGUUGACUUUUUUUGUUUUAGCUGAAUGAAAAUUAGUGGAUGUAUAAUGUGAGGGUGUUGAUGAUUGCAGUUGAAUUGCUCUUGUAUUGUAGUUUGGAGGAAAUGGUUUUGCCAAUCAUUCAGUUGUGCGCCAUAUGAUUAUCUCAAUGCUUAAAAGUGGUGAUUGUUUUCUUUGUAUAUAUGGAAAAACACCACAACAGCUGACAAAAAAAAUGGUCCCAUUUUGGUUCCGUUUGCAUUGACUCUCUCUAAUGAAUA
Molecule: messenger RNA, 2552 nt
Organism: Doryrhamphus excisus (bluestripe pipefish)
Lineage: Eukaryota; Metazoa; Chordata; Actinopteri; Syngnathiformes; Syngnathidae
Gene: unc119b
Product: unc-119 lipid binding chaperone B
Biological process (GO): cilium assembly; lipoprotein transport; nervous system development
Cellular component (GO): cilium
Molecular function (GO): lipid binding
Source: RefSeq, a predicted model, not a curated record